AUGCUUUGCGACUCGCGUUCGUUGCGGACCGGACCGGCGCCGGGCGCGCGGCGGACCGCAGUGUUACAGCGGCAGUCGCAAGUGAAACAACAUGGCAACGACGAAGACGUCGAUGGAGGUGGCAGCGACGGCGGUGACAGCGACGGCGUCGACAUCGACGACGCCGACGGCGAUGCCAGCGACGGCGUCGACAUCGACGAUGCUGACGGCGAUGCCAGCGACGGCGUCGACAUUGACGAUGCCGACGGUGAUGCCAGCGACGACAUCGACGACGUUGACGGCGGUGGCAGCGACGGCGCCGGCGGUGGCAGCGACGGCGCCGACGGCGAAGAUAUCGACAACAUCGCCGGCGAUGCCAGCGACGACGUCGACGGCGUUGGCAGCGACGGCGCCGACGGCGAAGACAUCGACAACAUCGCCGGUGGUGGUAGCGACGACGCCACCGGCGGUGGCAGCGACGGCGUCGACAUCGACGACGCCGACGGCGAUGGCAGCGACGGCGGAGACAUCGACGAUGGCAGGGACGGCUGCGCCCGGCUUAUUCACGUUAAAUCACGGAACACGACCGAAAAAUUGUGGGCAUUGCCUCGAGAAUAUGGGCAUUGGCUAAGUAGUUCAUACACACUUUGUCAGGGGGCGUUUUGUAGCAGAGGAUCACCGGGAUCACCCAAAUGCGGGCCGUGA
Molecule: messenger RNA, 684 nt
Organism: Monomorium pharaonis (pharaoh ant)
Lineage: Eukaryota; Metazoa; Arthropoda; Insecta; Hymenoptera; Formicidae
Product: spore wall protein 2-like
Exons: 3
Coding region: 1-684 (227 amino acids)
Source: RefSeq, a predicted model, not a curated record